AUGCCCGAACGUUAUGAGCUCUCAUCCACCGACAAGGUCAAAAUUUCAACCGAGGCAGCCGAAGCGUUUGUGGAUUCGUACUAUACAGCCCUCAACAGUGCGCGGCAUACGAUAGCCUCCUAUUAUGUACCGCCGAAUAAUGUGUCAGGUCGAUUGAUGCCGUACAUCAGCUACAACGGGGAAUUGAUCCAAGAUGGCAAGCAAUUGCAAGAUCGCUAUGAAGACAAAUCCUUGCCGUACAUGCACUUCGAAUGUCAAUCACUCGAUGCGCACGUACUGAACCCUUGUCUUGAUGGUGUCCCCGCCGCGACUCGCAGGGACGCUGAAAGGAACAUGAGUCUCAUUGUCCAGGUCAGCGGGAGCGUAAGAUUGAUGGAGCGCAAGGAUGGUCCGCUUCGCGGCACCUCAGAGAGUUUUGUGCUCGUGCCCAACAAGGAGGAAGUAGGUGCUAAAGGGACCGGAAAAGGUGAUUAUGGUAGGAAAUGGCUGAUUCAGACGCAAAAUUUCCGAAUCGUCGUCUGA
Molecule: messenger RNA, 522 nt
Organism: Dissoconium aciculare CBS 342.82
Lineage: Eukaryota; Fungi; Ascomycota; Dothideomycetes; Mycosphaerellales; Dissoconiaceae
Exons: 1
Coding region: 1-522 (173 amino acids)
Biological process (GO): protein import into nucleus
Cellular component (GO): nuclear pore central transport channel
Source: RefSeq, a predicted model, not a curated record